AUGCCUCCGUAUGAAAUGCUAUAUGGUAGAAGAUGUCGAACUCCCAUUUAUUGGGGAGAAGUAGGACAACGAGAAUUAGGUGGAACCGAUGUAGUGCUUGAAACUACUCAAAGGAUAGAUGAAAUUCGUGAAAAACUCAAGGCCGCUCAAGAUAGACAAAAAUCAUAUGCCGAUGUUAGGAGAAGACCUAUUGAAUUCGCGGUUGGUGAUCAAGUCAUGUUAAAGGUAUCUCCAUGGAAAGGUUUGCUAAGAUUUCGUAAACGUGGAAAAUUAAGUCCACGGUUUAUAGGCCCAUUUCGAAUUAUAGCCCGAGUUGGUAAAUUAGCAUACCAAUUGGAGUUACGGAAAGAAUUAUCCCGAAUUCAUAAUACUUUUCAUGUGUCUCAACUCCGAAAAUGUCUUAUUGAUGAUGCAACAAGUGUUCCUUUGCAUGAAAUAGAAUUAGACAAAAAGUUAACUUAUGUGGAGGAACCGGUUGCUAUUGUGGAAGAAGAGUUGAGAAAAAUAAAUAAUAAGACGGUAUGGACAUUUAAGGUACAAUGGAAACACCAUAAGAGCUCGGAGUAUACUUGGGAAACCGAGCAUGACAUGUUGGUGUAUUACUCGUCUUUACAUAUGGCUUGGAUCACGGGGACGUGA
Molecule: messenger RNA, 639 nt
Organism: Erigeron canadensis
Lineage: Eukaryota; Viridiplantae; Streptophyta; Magnoliopsida; Asterales; Asteraceae
Exons: 1
Coding region: 1-639 (212 amino acids)
Source: RefSeq, a predicted model, not a curated record